Momordica charantia (bitter melon) is the source of this 765-nucleotide messenger RNA. RefSeq names its product Ribosomal L32p protein family. Lineage: Eukaryota; Viridiplantae; Streptophyta; Magnoliopsida; Cucurbitales; Cucurbitaceae. Gene Ontology annotation, biological process: translation. The record is from RefSeq and is a predicted model, not a curated record. Gene Ontology annotation, cellular component: mitochondrial large ribosomal subunit. Gene Ontology annotation, molecular function: structural constituent of ribosome.
CAUUCCUAAACCCCGUCGGCUUCUUAGUCCGAUUUCCACCGCCAGAUACUAAAAUCAGUACGGGCACAAGCUCGCAGCUAUGGCGUUGAGGAUUAUGAGGGCGGUUGAGGGUCAGACAUGUUCGAUGCUAGGGCUCAAGGCGAUGGCUAAUGUUUUACCCCAUUUUUCGCCGUUAUCUGGGAUCAUGGACCGAAAGGAUUCUACGCCGCCGCUGGUUCUGCCGGAGUUUAACCAUGAAUCUGAUAGCGAUAGGAUCGGCAACUGCAGUAGUGUGGGAUUUGGCUUCCCUAGUUUAUCUUUUUCCGGGUCCAUGGAGCUCAUGGCUGUUCCUAAGAGGAAGGUUUCUCCACAUAAAAGAGGCAUAAGAAAUGGCCCAAAAGCUCUAAAACCUAUUCCAGUUAUAAUUCGGUGCAAGAGUUGUGGUAAAGUCAAGCUGCCUCACUUCUAUUGUUGCAGUGGAGACAGAGGGAGGACGGGGGAGCAGGACAACUCAACCAGAUGAGCCAACGCAGGGCUAACCCCAUAGAAUCUUCCCCCAUUAUUGGGAGCUACAGCUUCUUUUUGGAUAUUCUUGUUCAUUAGGUUCUUUAAACUUUGCUGCUCUCCCCUUUUCUAGAAGGACGCUCAUUGUAUGGUAGAUUCAAGAUUCUAAGCCUUCAAUAUGUUAUAACCAUCAAUUAGCUUUUGAGCUCAUCCUUGCUUUGUACUUCACCAGCAGACUUCAGUAUCUUUUGCUUUCCCAAUAAAAAAAGUUAAUUCCGAUCC